GGAGAGGAAGAGGAGAUAAAACCAUGAAGGAGGACCUUGCUAGUCUAUCACACUGGAACAUGGCGUUCACCGAUUGCAUGAAACUCACAGACUUGUCCAAAGACAAAAAAGGGAUGAAGGUGAAAAACUGGAAAACCAGAAUUGGUCUCUUCUUGAAGACAAACUCGCUUCAUUCAAUGAAGGACAAAUCCCACAGGCCAACUGCAGAUGAUGUGAACCAAUGGGCGCAGUCACUAGACAAACUACUCGGUCAUAAAUACGGAAAGGCUGCUUUUUACAUCUUCUUGAAGACCGAGUUCUGUGAAGAGAACAUUGAGUUUUGGACAGCGUGUGAGGAUUUCAGGAUGCUGUCAUCACACCAAGAAUUGACGUCCAAGGCCAACAGCAUUUACGAGGAAUUCAUUAAAAAUGAAGCUCCCAAAGAGGUGAACCUUGACUUUUACACAAAAAAUGAUAUAAUCCAGAGUCUCCAUGAGCCAAAUGCGACCAGCUUUUUGGCAGCUCAGAGAAAGAUCUACUGCCUGAUGGAGAACAACUCCUACCCAAGGUUUAUCCUCUCUGACCUCUACAAAGAACUGUGUGCAGCUGCAAGGAGACGAAACAACACCUCGUGAUUAAUCUACUCCUAAAUAUGCGAAUGGACCAAUAAUGAAGUUCUGCACUCAAAGAGACUCUAAUACUGAGCAUAAACAUUCACAACAAGUGUGGAAAAUACACAACAUAAGCUGUUUUAAGCAUGAAGCACUUUCAACAAUGAUGGCUGCUUGACGACAAAGGAUGUCUUUCAUUACUGCCUGAUGUGAUUUCAUGUAUAUGUUCUGGACUGGUCCAUUGAAAUGUAUUAUACUGUGAUAUUCACAGCUGCAAGACACCAGCACGCGCUUUAGUCAGAAGCACGGAUAUCUUACAAUACGCUCAAGAGCUGAUUUUGUAGCUUUUGAAUCACCAGUGAAUGUUUUUACACAUAAUAUGCUAUUUGCCAUUUGUAUCCAGUGGACCAUCAGAAGACCCUAAUGUAUUUUGCUAACAGAUACUGUAUUGCAUUUGGGGCAGCUGGCCUGCUCUAAAAUUAAAACACAU
This is a messenger RNA of Dunckerocampus dactyliophorus (ringed pipefish), 1080 nucleotides long. Its product is annotated as regulator of G-protein signaling 5-like. Lineage: Eukaryota; Metazoa; Chordata; Actinopteri; Syngnathiformes; Syngnathidae. The record is from RefSeq and is a predicted model, not a curated record. Bases 24 to 614 code for a protein of 196 amino acids. The transcript is spliced from 5 exons.